AUUAAUUACUGGAUCUGACUAGGCUCCACGUCUUUCGUAGCUGGCUUCUGUGUGUUUGUACUGCGUGCCUGUCCAACUCCAUCAGUGAGUAGAAGCAGAGGAAUCAGGCUGACUCGCUGAACCGAGUCCUCGUGGUACAUGGAGGAGAGGAGAAUAUUUGACUUGUGAAUCAAUAAAUCGGCUCUGUACCGACUCGAACUUCUACUCAGUAGAUGUUAGUUAGUUAGAAUAAAAAUCGGGUUUUGCUCGUUUUUCAUAGCAUCCUUAUGUUAAAAAGCGACAGCAUGUUUAAACUCUUUAGUCUUACUUGCUGAACCCCUCUCGAACUCAGAUGGAACCUUCCACGCAGCUCGUGCUUGUGCUCGCGCGUCACUAGGUUACGGCGUGUGGGAAGGCGCGCGCGUGCCGCCUCCUCUCAGACUUUGUUGUGUUUCUGACUCCGGCGUCAUUUAGAGCGAUAUGACUGGACUGAACACACCGAGGAUGGAGGCAAAUAUUGUGGUGCUGGGAACAGAUAAUGUCGGUAAAUCAGCACUCACUGUUCGCUUCCUUACCCGGAGAUUCAUCGGGGAAUAUGGAGAUAUUGAGUCUAUCUACAGUCACAACAUUAUCGUGGAUGGAAGAGAGCAGACUCUCAAUAUUUGGGAUUCUCCCUAUUCACAGGACUUGUCCUCCGAGUCCAUCACCUUUGAAAAGAGAGUGCAGUGGGCCGACGGCUUCGUCCUGGUCUACAGCAUCUGUGACCGAGCCAGUUUCAACAACGUCAGCAAACUCCUCCAGAGCAUAAAGGCUACAAAGGACUAUGCAGGUUUAGAGAAAGUGCCAGUAGUUAUCGUAGGAAACAAGAGAGAUCUGCACCACCGGCGCACAGUCCUCAGCGAGGAGGGCCGGAUGCUGGCACUCUCCGCAGAUUGUCAGUUCUAUGAAGUCUCAGCCGCUGAGAACUACCACAGCGUCCUCAUGGUGUUCCAUGGCUUGGUUAACCGCAUCAGGGAGUCCAGGUCAGCAGUCAAAAAGCCGGCAGGCAUCAAGGGCAUUGUCAAGAGCAUGUCUGCCGUGUUUGCCCGGAAGCGCACCGACUCACUGUGAGGCAGACGGUGUCAUGGAGUCACACCUGAUUUUGGUCUGAGGUGACCUACUUUAGAUGCCAGAAACAAGGGCAGGCCGAUUCCUCUUUGGCCCCAACGUUACGGCUUUGGUGAGGAUGUGGAAGAAGCCCUGUGGCUGAUGUUUGCUCAGAACUGUGCAUAAACCACUCGAUGAAGGGCAGAGAUCAACAAUCCAGUCUGUGUGCCAUGGUGUUGGUAGUCGCUGUCGAAACCAAGUCAAAGAUGACUGCAGUGUUCAUCAUUUUGAGGAAACCAGGCAUGACUGUGUGAGAGAAUAGGCUGAGGUUCCUUGUGAAAUGUAUGGAGUGUUUUAAAACACUGACCUUCACAUUAUUCCAGUGAAAAUAGAUUCAAAUGUCAGAUAUGCCACAAAGUGGAAACAUUUUGGUGGCAUUCAAAGGUUUAUUUGCUUAUUAAAAACAGAGGAAAAGAGAGGAGUAACAUAUACGUCAUUCUAGUCAAAGCAAUAUCCUGGUGACAUCUGUGAUGGUCUAAACAGAAACAACAAUGCAUUGUUUUUAGCUGCAAAGUUUCAUCCAAAGUUCCAUGUCUUACAGGAGUCACCGAAGUGUGAUCUCUCACCAUCCCAAGAUCUUUUUAAGUCAGCACUGAUUAUUUAUUUGUAUAAACACAGUGUUUACAGUCCUGUAGUUUCAUUGCUUUGCCUGUGCAUGUCACAAGACUGAUGUUCAAAUACAUACUGGUUUUUGUUUUCUCCCCAGACCAGCAAUGUUUCUAUUUGAUAACUCUCUUGUGACUCAGAAAGCAGAGGAAGGACUGUGUAUUGGUGUUGUAUGAUGAAAGGAUGGAAUCUGUGAAUGUGCCAAAAUUGAUUGCAUUGAAAUAUAUGAUGUGCAGUUGUAAUGCUAUACAUGUUGCUAAGUGUGAACAUACAAGGAUGCAACAUACUAAAAGCAGACUUAUUUGAUUGUACUACUUAAGAGAUCUGAGCAUAUUAGAUGGACUUAUUAAAAACAUCUGAAGCCUAGAAAAGUCUGUUGUUAGUAGAUGUGAUGUAUUACAUAUACUGAAGUAUUGUGUCUCCAUCCUCCAUUAAUUAAAUAUGGGAAAAACACCUGCAGAAUAAAAGAUACUUAAAAAAUGUUAAGACUCUAUAAAAGCAGUCACAACUGAAUGGGCCUCUCUGGUGAAAGACACAGUUGUCAGUCAUACAUUUGCUCUCAUUUUUUUCUGGUUUGAUAAUGGAACUUGUUAAGUUUUAGUCAAUGAGAAAAAAAGAGUAGUUUGUUCCUACUUUCUAGCAUUUUUUUUCGUUGACAUUUUCUUAAUGAUUUUCAACAAAAAUAAACGAUUUUAAACUA
Messenger RNA from Colossoma macropomum (tambaqui), 2431 nucleotides. RefSeq lists its product as uncharacterized. The coding region runs from base 460 to 1089 and encodes 209 amino acids. The transcript has 4 exons. The record is from RefSeq and is a predicted model, not a curated record. Gene Ontology annotation, molecular function: GTP binding; GTPase activity. NCBI's taxonomy places the organism in Eukaryota, Metazoa, Chordata, Actinopteri, Characiformes, Serrasalmidae.